CAACAUCCCACAGAAAGACAUAUCCCCCAACAUGCCUACUUACAAUAUCGUCGUCUUCGGAGGUGAUCACUGUGGUCCGGAAGUCACAGCAGAAGCAUUGAAGAUCCUGGAUGUCGUAGACAAGAGCAACGCCGAUGUUCACUUCAACAUCGAGCAACACGCACUCGGAGGCGCUUCGAUUGAUGCACAUGGCGAGCCACUGACAGAUGCAGCUCUGGCGGCAGCCAAAGCUGCUGAUGCCGUGAUUCUCGGUGCCAUCGGAGGGCCAAAGUGGGGGACUGGCAAAGUUCGUCCAGAGCAGGGCAUCCUGAAACUCCGCAAGGAGAUGGGUACUUAUGGAAACCUUCGCCCGUGCUUCUUCGCAUCGGAAAGCUUGGUGAAGUCUUCGCCAUUGAAGGAAGAAGUCUGCCGAGGCGUGAAUUUCAACAUUGUCCGCGAGCUCACUGGCGGCAUUUACUUUGGCGAGCGAACUGAAGACGAUGGCUCUGGCUAUGCCAUGGACACCGAGCCCUAUUCACGCGCCGAGAUUGAGCGUGUCACCAGACUGGCUGCUCACCUCGCACUUGCAGAAGAUCCACCUGUCCCGGUCUGGUCUCUCGACAAGGCCAAUGUCCUCGCCACGAGCCGAUUGUGGCGCAAGACCGUGACGGAAGUCAUGGAUAAGGAGUUUCCCCAGCUCAAGUACGGCCAUCAUCUCAUCGAUUCUGCAGCGAUGCUCAUGGUCAAGAAUCCGCGCGCCCUCAACGGCAUCAUUGUCACCAGCAACCUGUUUGGCGACAUCAUCAGUGAUGAGGCAUCCGUCAUUCCCGGCUCCUUGGGUCUGCUCCCCAGCGCGAGCUUGACAGCUUCGCCCGAUGGAAAAAGCAAAUGUAACGGCAUCUACGAGCCCAUUCACGGCUCUGCACCAGAUAUCAGCGGCCAGGGCAUUGUCAACCCUGUUGCGAUGAUCCUGUCACUCGGCAUGAUGUUCAAGUACUCCUUGCAACAGCCCGAGCUCUCCAAGAAGAUUGACGAGGCAGUUCGCAACGUCAUCGAGAAUGGCAUCAAGACCAAAGACAUUGGCGGCUCUGCCAAGACUGCGGAAGUGGGUGAUGCUGUGGCGAAGGAGCUUGCCUCUCUCCUGAAGUAAGGCCUCCUGAAGUAAGGUGAUAGUAGGAUGUCUGUCUCGGUAUCUAUCCAAACCACGACCUGGAAGUUAUAUAUACUGUACCGGAAAGAC
This is a messenger RNA of Sphaerulina musiva SO2202, 1219 nucleotides long. Its product is annotated as 3-isopropylmalate dehydrogenase. Gene Ontology annotation, molecular function: 3-isopropylmalate dehydrogenase activity; NAD binding; magnesium ion binding. The record is from RefSeq and is a predicted model, not a curated record. Lineage: Eukaryota; Fungi; Ascomycota; Dothideomycetes; Mycosphaerellales; Mycosphaerellaceae. Gene Ontology annotation, biological process: L-leucine biosynthetic process. Gene Ontology annotation, cellular component: cytosol. The transcript is spliced from 6 exons. The coding region runs from base 32 to 1129 and encodes 365 amino acids.